UCUUAGCCACAGCCAACAAGCUGUCACGUUUGUCUAAUUUAUGUCAAAAAAAAUACAAUAAGUGCUUUUUAAUUGUAAAAGUGAAAACAGUUGCUGAUAUAAAAGUGUUGGUGAAUCUUUCAAUGAUGGAAUUAACCAGGUUAUUGCCUGCCCCAUCCCAAAUAACUUGGGACAGGGACGAUGAGAGAAGAGAAAAUAUACAUGAAAGUGCCUUAGUCAUUGCUCAACCCAUUGCCCCACCGUAUGGACAACGUAGAGGUUGGAUACCUAGAAGACUCACUGAUUUUGGGGAGGGAGGGGCAUUUCCAGAGAUCCAUGUUGCUCAGUAUCCUUUAGAAAUGGGCCAGAAAGGAAAGGAAUCCAUAUCAAAUGCUUUAGCAGUUCAACUUGAUGCUGAAGGCAAAGUUAAAUAUGAUAUGAUUGCUAGACAGGGCCAUUCAAAAGACAAAAUUGUUUACUCAAAGUUAAGUGACCUUUUGCCUGCUGAAGUAGUUGCCGAGAAUGAUCCAAGCCUCUGUAAACCACCACAAGAAGAACUAGAUGAAAUUACAGAAAAAACAAGACAAGCACUUAUGAAAAUAACAAAUUCCAAAAUUACUGCUGCAAUGCCUGUUAGAUGUGCUGAAAAACAGGGCCCAGCACAAUUUAUACGUUAUACUCCUUCUCAACAAGGGGCUGCAUUUAAUUCUGGGGCCAAGCAGAGAGUAAUCCGUUUGGUAGAAGCUCAAGUUGAUCCAAUGGAACCACCUAAAUUUAAAAUAAACAAGAAAAUUCCAAGGGGACCACCCUCUCCACCUGCACCUGUCCUGCACAGUCCCACAAGAAGAGUUACAGUUAAAGAACAAAAAGAGUGGAAAAUUCCUCCCUGUAUUUCAAACUGGAAAAAUGCCAAAGGUUACACCGUUCCUUUAGACAAAAGAUUGGCGGCCGAUGGACGAGGUUUGCAGCAGCUUCAUAUAAAUGAGAAUUUCGCCAAGUUAGCUGAGGCUUUGUAUAUAGCCGACCGAAAAGCCAGAGAGGCUGUCGAAACUAGAGCCCAAUUGGAACGUAAAUUGGCCCAGAAAGAGAAAGAACAGAAAGAAGAGCAUUUAAGACAACUGGCACAAAAGGCCCGAGACGAACGUGCAGGUAUCAAGACGUUACAUGUCCCUGGGGAUUCUCAUGUUAAUCCAGAGGAGCAAGAACGUGAAAUGUUGAGGCAGGACAGACAUAAGGAACGAGCUAGAGAAAGAAAUCUUGCCAGAGCUGCACCUGAUAAAAGAACUAAACUUCAAAAAGAGAGGGAGCGUGACAUAUCGGAGCAAAUUGCAUUGGGAAUGCCAGCUAGAAGUGCAGUCUCUGGAGAAACCCAGUUUGAUCAGCGUCUCUUUGGACAAGGCCAAGGCUUGGGCCAGGGAUAUGGUGAUGACGAGGCCUAUAACGUUUAUGAUAAACCGUGGAGAGAAGGGGGAUCCAUGGCUAAUCAUCUGUAUAGGCCAAAGAAGAACGUGGACAAAGACAUUUAUGGAGCCGAAGACUUGGAAAAACUGGUCAGGACAAACAGAUUUGUGCCUGAUAAGGAAUUUAGCGGUACAGAUCAUUCUGCGGUGCGUUCUGGUCCAGUACAAUAUGAAAAAGAGGACGAUCCUUUCGGUUUGGAUCAGUUCUUGAGUCAAGCUAAGCGAGCGAGCAAACGUAAAGAGCCUGAAAGAAACGAAAGAGACCGUAGAGAUGAUAGGGAUAAGAGAAAGCGCAGAGAUUAAGUCUAGCUUAAUGUGUUAAUCAACUCGUCUUUCAGUUUAAGUUGGUUGAUAGAAAUAAUUACGAAUCACAACAAUAAUCUGAAUUAUUUGCAUGUAUGAGUGGCAAAAAAUUACUCCCAACAGUUAUAGUGUCUGUGUUUAAGCUGUCACAGAUUUAUAAACAAAUAGGUUUAAAAAUGUAUGUAAUAUUCUUUUUGUUAGUACAUAAUUUUUGUUUUGAAUUACAUUUUGGCGUUUUUAUAUAGUGGAGAAUUUGCGUUUGGUAGAAAUAUCUUUUCUUUAACUGAUUAAACAGUUAAUAUUAAUUAUUGCACCGUUAUUAUUAAUUAUUGUGACCUCUUGUAACCU
Molecule: messenger RNA, 2090 nt
Organism: Agrilus planipennis (emerald ash borer)
Lineage: Eukaryota; Metazoa; Arthropoda; Insecta; Coleoptera; Buprestidae
Gene: Bx42
Product: puff-specific protein Bx42
Exons: 7
Coding region: 123-1742 (539 amino acids)
Biological process (GO): mRNA splicing, via spliceosome
Cellular component (GO): spliceosomal complex
Source: RefSeq, a predicted model, not a curated record